Molecule: messenger RNA, 1437 nt
Organism: Ornithorhynchus anatinus (platypus)
Lineage: Eukaryota; Metazoa; Chordata; Mammalia; Monotremata; Ornithorhynchidae
Gene: UROD
Product: uroporphyrinogen decarboxylase
Exons: 10
Coding region: 76-1182 (368 amino acids)
Biological process (GO): heme biosynthetic process
Cellular component (GO): cytosol
Molecular function (GO): uroporphyrinogen decarboxylase activity
Source: RefSeq, a predicted model, not a curated record
GGCGGAGACGGGGGCGGAGCCAGAAGGGGGCGCCACUGCUCGCACGGAGGGACCCCGGACAGCUGGGCAGGAGCCAUGGUGGAGGACGGGCCGCUCCCCAAGGACUUCCCCGAGCUGCAGAAUGACACGUUCCUCCGGGCAGCCUGGGGGGAGACCACGGACUACACGCCCGUCUGGUGCAUGCGGCAGGCCGGGCGCUACCUGCCAGAGUUCCGGGAGACCCGGGCGGCCCGCGAUUUCUUCAGCACGUGCCGCUCCCCCGAGGCCUGCUGCGAGCUGACCCUGCAGCCGCUGAGACGCUUCCCCCUGGAUGCCGCCAUCAUCUUCUCCGACAUUCUCGUGGUGCCCCAGGCGCUGGGCAUGGAGGUGACCAUGGUGCCGGGUAAAGGGCCGACUUUCCCCUCCCCGCUGCGGGAGGAGGAGGACCUGGAGCGGCUGCGGAGCAAAGUGGACGUGGCCGCGGAGCUGGGCUACGUGUUCCGGGCCAUCACCCUGACCCGCCACCGGCUGGCCGGGCGCGUGCCCCUCAUCGGCUUCGCCGGAGCCCCGUGGACGCUGAUGACCUACAUGGUGGAGGGCGGCGGGUCCAACACCAUGGCCCAGGCCAAGCGCUGGCUGUACCAGAGGCCCCAGGCCAGUCAUCGCCUGCUGCGGCAGCUGACCGACGUCCUGGUGCCCUACCUCGUGGGCCAGGUGGCCGCCGGGGCCCAGGCCUUGCAGCUCUUUGAGUCUCACGCCGGCCACCUGGGGCCUGCCCUCUUCUCGUCCUUCGCCCUGCCCUACAUCCGCGGCAUCGCCAAGCGGGUCAGAGCGGGGCUGCAGGAGGCAGGCCUGGCACCUGUACCCAUGAUCAUCUUUGCCAAGGACGGACAUUUUGCCCUGGAGGAGCUGGCCCAGGCGGGCUACGAGGUGGUUGGGCUCGACUGGACGAUGGCCCCUUCGCUGGCGCGGGAACGUGUGGGGAAGGCCGUGACCCUGCAGGGGAACCUGGAUCCCUGUGCCCUAUACGCCUCCAAGGAGGAGAUUGGGCAGAUGGUGAGCCAGAUGCUGGCGGCGUUCGGGCCCCAACGCCACAUCGCCAACCUGGGCCACGGGCUCUACCCGGACAUGGACCCGGCCCACGUCGGGGCCUUCGUGGAGGCCGUGCACCACCAAUCCCGCCGCCUCCGCCAGAACAAGUGAGACCCCCCUCCUCGCCUCCCCCGCUCCGGGCGGGGGCCCGACGGAUAAGGCCCGCCGGGGCCCGGGCGGCCUUGGCCCCGGGCUGGCUGGCUAGGGGCGCUGGACUGGAUGGGGCCCUUACUUCCCGCGGCCUCCCGGGGCCUGGCCUCACCUCGGAGCCGACCCCGGGUGGGUCGGCGUGCCGGGUGGAUGCGCGUGGACGAGCCACGGCUCUCCGUCUGGGUCCCGACAGAAUAAAAGACGGCGUCCUUGAGA